Mobula hypostoma (lesser devil ray) is the source of this 2045-nucleotide messenger RNA. RefSeq names its product serpin peptidase inhibitor, clade I (neuroserpin), member 1 (gene serpini1). The record is from RefSeq and is a predicted model, not a curated record. Gene Ontology annotation, biological process: negative regulation of endopeptidase activity. Lineage: Eukaryota; Metazoa; Chordata; Chondrichthyes; Myliobatiformes; Myliobatidae. The transcript is spliced from 9 exons. Gene Ontology annotation, molecular function: serine-type endopeptidase inhibitor activity. Bases 279 to 1511 code for a protein of 410 amino acids.
CCUCUGGCGCUGUGAGCGUGGGAGCAGAGUGAUGCAGUGGUUGCAGACCUGGGCGGCUUUCUAUUGGUUCCAACCUCUAAGGAUUAAUGUGGAUGUGAAAGCUCUGGGCAUCUCCAGCUAUUGCUUUAUUUAAUCUAGCACUCUGAAUUUUAAUUUAGGUUAGAUAAUUCUAAGGCUUUCAAAAUACCGUGUCUGAAAUCGAUGUGACAGUAGAAAGCAUCCUCUGUAAGGGUUUUGCAGCAUUUAUUAAGCGCAGAAGGUUUGGAAAUUAAAUAAAGAUGACAAAAUUGCCAGGAAUCCUAAUCCUUCUGAUUGUGGAAUAUGUGACAGUAAAUGGAGACAUCCAGGAUAAUACCACUACUGACUUUUCUGUCAAGGUUUACCAUCACUUGAGGUCAAUACAGAAAGAUGAAAAUAUUUUUUACUCCCCCUUCAGUAUCAUCAUUGCUUUGGGAAUGAUUGAGAUUGGAGCUGCUGGUACAACCCUUGAGCAAAUUCAACACGUUACGGGCUCCAAUUCCACACAAAGAGGUGAAGAAUUUGGCUUCUUCCAUGAUCUUUCUCAAUCAAUGAAAGCAGAUCAUCAGCAGUAUGUAAUGGAAGUUGCCAACUCGUUGUUUGUGCAGGAAGGAUUUCAACUAAGUGACAAUUACCUACAAAUGCUGAACAGAUAUUUCAGUGCCAAUGCUGAAAACGUUGACUUCAACCAUCCUUCUUCAGUGGCUGAUCUUAUCAAUGAAUGGGUAAAGAAUCGAACUGCUAGCAAAAUACAGAACCUUUUAUCAGAGAAGGACUUGAAUGCUUUGGCCCGCAUAGUCCUUGUCAAUGCAAUUUAUUUUAAAGGAAACUGGAAGUCUCCAUUCAGAGCAGAGCAUACACACACUUUCCCUUUUACCAAAGACGAUGAAAGUGAAAUACAGAUACCCAUGAUGCAUCAACAAGAUGACUUCUUCUACGGUGAGUUCAGUGAUGGCUCCAAUGAGGUGGGAGGAGUUUACCAGGUCUUAGAAAUGCCUUACCUUGGUGACAAACUGAGUAUGAUGAUAGUUCUCCCAAGACAGGAAGUACAACUAGCCACCUUGGAACCCCUUAUUAAAACCCAACUAAUUAAUGAAUGGGCAAGCUCUGUGAAGAAGCAGAAGGUUGAAGUGUUUCUGCCAAGAUUUAAGGUGAUGCAGAAUAUUGAUCUGAAGGAGAUCCUGGCUGGCCUUGGCAUCUUGGACCUGUUUAGUGUGAAUGCUGACCUCUCACCAAUGACUGGAAAGAAGGAGUUGUACAUUUCCAAGGCUAUUCACUCAUCUUAUAUUGAGGUGAAUGAAGAGGGUUCGGAAGCAGCUGCAGCCUCGGAAAUGGUUGCUGUCAGCAGAAUGCUAACCCUUAAUCCCCAGGUCAUUGUUGAUCAUCCAUUUUUCUUUCUAAUCAGAAACAAAAAGACAGGUACCAUACUCUUUAUGGGCAGAGUCAUGCAUCCUGAAGAUAUCAAUCCAAAUGGUUGUGAUUUUGAAGCAUAAGAGAUGUUGUCAUUCUACAGUGAGAUAUGAUUUAAAAGCUUCUCAUUUUUGUGCUAGCAAUUUUUGUCUAUGCCUGAGCUUAAUGUGUUAGAGUAAAUGCACAACAAACUAUGAUGUAAACAAUUUGUAUUAGUUACUUUAAUGUCAACUUCAUUCUUAAAUUACUGUACAAACACUUCCAUAUUUAUAUUAAAACCAUUAAUGUACUGAAAUCUGUAAUUAUUAAUUUAAAAAAUUAAACCGAAAAUAAUGUGCUAUUCCUUUUGCCUACAUUUUCACCUUUUUCUAAAAUCUACAGAUGCUGUAUUCUUCCAGGCUGUAAGGAAAUGUUAAAAUCCAUAGUUGUGCAUGCAAUAAUAACCAAAAUGUGUAUUUAUGAAUCAUGUAAUGGCUGUUUAAGGUCCAGGUAAUUAAUAAUGUAAACCAGUUAAUCAUCGUUUUCAAAAUUGUAAUCUAUAAUCAUCUGAAUGUAAUAUUUUUGGUGGAUUUAGUUAUUCUGUAGCCUCUGGAAACUUCAUUAAAAUAAAACUUUGA